Molecule: messenger RNA, 1531 nt
Organism: Siniperca chuatsi (mandarin fish)
Lineage: Eukaryota; Metazoa; Chordata; Actinopteri; Centrarchiformes; Sinipercidae
Gene: glipr2l
Product: GLI pathogenesis-related 2, like
Exons: 5
Coding region: 421-891 (156 amino acids)
Cellular component (GO): extracellular region
Source: RefSeq, a predicted model, not a curated record
CAUUAGUAGGAAUGUAAAGACAGGAGUGGGUGUGCUCUUCUGAGACAUAAAGCUUGAGCAUGCAGAUAGUAGGCUGUGUGGCCUUAAGAGAGACAGGCAGGUUAAGUGAAAUGAACUGAAACAAAACUUGAGGAAGGAGCAUGUUUUACGCAAUGACCAUCCUACCCAGAUAAAAGAGGACAUUUGCACAACUGCUGUGAGUUCAUCAUGGAAUGAGAGGAAUUAAAGGCAUUAGCAGCUGUUUCAAAGUAUCAGCGUUCGAUAGACAGCACUACAGGAAGACAGGGAGAGGGAGCAAGCAACAGAGAAGGAAGCAGAGAGAAGGAGCAAGAACAGAAAACAAGACAGGGGAGAGGCUGCAGCUUUCGUUCAGUGCUAAGCGUGUUACUGAUCUAACUGAAGGCUUCCUGUGUCAGCACUAUGGGAAAGUCAGCCUCGAAGCAGUUUGCUGAGGAGGUGCUUCAGUGCCAUAAUGAGUUCAGGAGAAGGCACCAGACUCCUCCACUGAAGCUGAGCAGCAAGUUGAGCAGAGAGGCUGCCCGGUAUGCUGAAAGUCUGGCCAGCACACGGAUCCUGAAACACAGCGUGGAAUCCAGUAGAGGGAGCUGUGGAGAAAACCUGGCAUGGGCCUCCUAUGACCAAUCAGGAAAAGAUGUGGCAGACCGCUGGUAUGAUGAAGUGAAACAGUACAACUUCAGCCGCCCUGGAUUCUCCUCUGGCACUGGCCAUUUCACAGCAAUGGUGUGGAAGAGCACUAAAAAGCUGGGUGUCGGUAAGGCCAUUGCAUCAGACGGUUCUUCCUUUGUGGUGGCCAGAUACUUCCCAGCUGGGAAUGUCACUAACCAGGGACACUUUGAGAACAACGUCCUCCCAGCUAAAACCGCUACCUAAAGAUGUCUAGAUCACCAACACACUUGACUUAAGCCCAAAGGCAUUUGUUUCAUUUUCAAGGAGAGUCUGAAGUUAUCUGCCUUCACUGCUAUGGGGAAUACUCAGGAGAGCACCACUUCUUGCCUAGUAGAGAACCAUACUUCUAUCUUGAAUGGAUUUAUAAGAUGAAAUGCACUCAGGCUUAAAGUCCUGUGUUUGUAAUUUGAAAAUGGACUAGUGUAUGAUGCAGUGUUUAGAAUGACAGAAGCACUACUGUUUGACAUUGCUAACAAAACAUUCCCAGUGACCAUUUGGAAUGUAUAAUCUUGAUUUUGAUGGUCAUUUACUUAGCCUGUGAUAGUAUUCAUUCACAGUAUCAUUCAUUAAUGCUAAUACUUUUAUAUUUUCACACACUGAAUUACAUCAUAGCCUCACAUCUGGAUUCAUGUAAGAAUGGGAACAAAGUCAGUCAACUGGAAAGGCUUUACACAUUUACAUGUGGAGUCAUUGCUUAAUAAUUUAAAGCUGAUGACUCAGCAUGCUUAGUAUGAGUUUGUGUUAUUGUCACCACUUGACAGACUCAAAGCAGAAUCCUGCAGUCCUGGGCAUUUGUGUUUUGUACUCUAAAUCAGUUUUGUACAAUAAAAUUGUUAUAAAUGUA